AUAUUUCACGUACACGUUUGCACCGUUCGUUUGUUCACCUGGUGGGCGCCCGUAAUUGUUCCACGACUAUAUAAGGUGUAUCGCGCUGCGUUCGGCCAGCAGAAAAGCAUCAGGUCGUUCCUGGAUCAUGGCUAACACGAGACUCCUCCUCCUCACGUCCUCGUGUCUCGUCCUCGCAGCAGCGGCGGGCUACGCCGUGCCCUACGUGGCACCGUAUCACGGCCCCCCGGCGCCGCUGGCUCACGACGGGAGAGUGAUCGACACGCCGGAAGUUGCACACGCGAAAGCGGUCCACCUGGCCACCCACGCGGCGGAAGCCGCCAAGGCAUCUCCUCCAACAACCGGUUACGAGGAUUACGAAGGGAAAUACGAAGGGAACGGGGGUUACGUGGCCGGGCAGAGCUUGUACUACGGACCCCCGGCACCGUUGGCGCACGACGGGAGAGUGGUCGACACGCCGGAAGUCGCACACGCGAAGGCCGCGCACCUGGCGGCCCACGCGGAACAGAUUUCGAAAAUCGCACAUAUCGUCCCAUACCAGAAGGCACAUUGGUCGCUGGAUCGACCUGCGCCGAGCUUCGACGUCAUGAUUCAAUACAUCAUUCUCGCUUCCAUUCUCGUUUUGAACGUGGCCCAUUCCGCGCCGCAGUGGUAUCCUGGGGCGUAUGGCGGGCACGCGGCUCCAGCCCCAUUGGGGCCCGACGGAAGAGUGGUGGACACGCCGGAAGUGGCCCAAUUGAAGGCGGCUCAUCUGGCCGCUUUGGCCGACGCGAAUGCCAGAGCGCCUAAAGGACCCGGCGGCCCUUAUCCUGGUCCUCCUGGCUCCUACGCCCCUGGAAACUAUGCACCUCAUUACAGCGGGCCACCAGCUCCUCUCGGGCCGGAUGGCCGCGUGGUGGACACACCGGAAGUGCAACAAGCCAAGGCGGCUCACUUCUCCCUGUACAACGCCGCGGCUCAGUCCAGCGCCCCGCCAGCUCCAGCACCUCCGUCGUGGAAUCCGCAUGGAGGCGCCUCCUGGAACAAUCCCUCUUGGAAUUCCGGACACGAUUGGAACCAGUGGAAUUAGAAUCGGGCGUCGAUCUAGAAACGACUAGGCUGACUAUAUAUUUCAUCCCCUGUUCAUCCCCGAUCGACGAUGCAAGAGAAAAAUGAUUCCCUUGGAUCGUCGAGUUUCAACUACCUCCAAGAAUCUUUAUCUCCAAGAUGGAAGAAGUAUUCUCUUCGUUAUUCUUCUGCAACCUCUUUCCACCACUUUUCUUUAAGCCUUCUUAUCCCCUCCCUUCCUCUCUGGUUCCGUCUUCUCUGUGAUUCGUCUACCUCUUCGUCGGUCGUUUGUCUUCAGUUUUUACGAUUCUUUCGGCGUGAAUUCGAGGUUGGUUUUUUUUUUUUUUAUAAUUUUAAUUCCACCUUCCUCGAUUAAUUCCGUUGUUAAUCCUAAAUAAAUACGCCAUCGAUCAUCAUUAUACAAAAAUUGUGUUGGAAAAUGGAUAAAGUCAAUCUUUUAAUAAUAGAGGAAUCAAUUUUCUUUUCUUUUCCAUUAUAUAGUUAAUUAAAUUUGAUAAGGGAGAAAGAUUUCAUUUCGCAAACUCUCGCAACAAUUCACGAUUCGAAUGAAAAUUUGAAUUUCGUGUUGGAAAGAAUUUAUCUAAUUUAAAUAGAAAUUGAAACGAAUUGUUGAAUUAAUGGGAAAAGAAGAAUAUAAUUUUUUUCAGAGAUAGAAAUUUGCAAUGAUGGCGUAUUGUAUGCAUCGUGAAAGUGAAAUAGAAAUGUUUGAAUCGUCGAAUGGAAAUGAGCUAACGGUGAUAUGCACCGUUACAGUUAUUGUAUACCGUAUAUAAUAUCGUCUUGUCACAUACCUCUUCAAGGUGAUCUCUCUCUUCGUCGCUUUUUGCGUUAGUCAAAGUCUGCGUGGAAAUUAACCUAUGAAUUAUUCAUAUAAAGAUUAUUCAAUGUUAUCAUGUUUUUCUCUUUUAUUAUAAUUAGAAAAAAUUUACAUGUACAUUUGUAAAUUAUCGUGCGUGUACAUAACGGAAAUAUGAGGCGAAUAAAAUGCAACGUUUUGCUGAAACAA
Messenger RNA from Apis cerana (Asiatic honeybee), 2074 nucleotides. Its product is annotated as pupal cuticle protein-like. NCBI's taxonomy places the organism in Eukaryota, Metazoa, Arthropoda, Insecta, Hymenoptera, Apidae. The record is from RefSeq and is a predicted model, not a curated record.